This is a messenger RNA of Plasmodium coatneyi, 2973 nucleotides long. RefSeq lists its product as uncharacterized. The transcript has 15 exons. Lineage: Eukaryota; Apicomplexa; Aconoidasida; Haemosporida; Plasmodiidae. Bases 1 to 2973 code for a protein of 990 amino acids. The record is from RefSeq and is a predicted model, not a curated record.
AUGCAAUAUCUGUUUUUGCCGUUGGUGGUUCUGUGUGCAAAGGGGCUUAUCAGGAACAGAGAACCCGCAACAUCCAUCACCCCCUACCACUUGGACUCGCACGAGGGGGGCAAGGACAAAACGGAUGACUAUGGAAGUGAAGCGGAGUUCCCUUCUACAGACUUCCCAUCGGGGAUGAGUUUCCUGCAGGAGUGCACAAUUAACAGUUGCUUGAGUGUGGAGGACGAUGAGGUGGGAGGAGUUGCGUCGACUGGUGAGAUUGGCAAAGCUUCGCUCAGUGAUGCGGUAGGUGGUGUAGCAGACAGUGAGAAGAAGGACGAACCGAAGAGUAUUCAAAAAACGAACGAACCAAAGGAAGAUCAGAAGAAGGACAACAGACCUGUUAACAUGGGUGCCGAAAAAGACGGUGAUGGGAGUUGCGCCAUAGAAGGAAAGACGGAGACAAAAGGGGAGGGGAAGGAGGUCGUUAGGGAAACCACUAAAACGGAGGUGCAGGUGAAAGGAAAGGCGGGUCCCAAAAGUGAAGGCGAAAAGGGGGGCCAAGCCGUAAGUCAAAGUAACACCCAAGGAGAAAAGGGUGACAUGAAGGAGAAAGAAGAAGAGGAGGAAAAUGAAGACAAGGAAGAUUUAGUAGAGGAAGACGAUGCGGACGAUUUAGAGGAUGCAAAAGAGGAAAACGAUGAGGAGGAUGCACAGGAUGAUGAUGAUGAAAAGGAGGAUGAGGAGAAAGGAGGGGAAAGCAAAACCAAGAGUGAUGACCAUGGGGGGCAGAAAAAGGAGGAUUCGAAAAGCACUGCUAAUACUGUCAUGAAUGAAAAAAAAGUGGAUUCAAUAAAGGAAAAUACUUCAAAUGGAGUAGAAGAAAAAAGGGGAUCUCCACCUAGUAGCAAUUCAAACGGGGAAGAAGCCAAAGAGGAAACUCAAAAGAGCACCAAAACGAUUGUCGUGGAGGAGAGAACAGAGCUUCCCAUCGGUAGCCCAACACAGAAGAUAAGUGACUCAAAGACGAGUUUAAAAAACAGUAGUAACACAAAUGGGGAGGGGGCAAAAAUAGUUCCUCCAAGCAAAGACAACAACCAUGGGGCAGAGAUGAAUGUGAACUCGCCGCCAGGUAGAAAUCCGAAGGAGGGAAAAGAAUUCCCGAAGAGCAAGGACAUGCAAAGUGCAAAGGACAUGGAAAGGGACACUGCCAAAGAAAACGCAGCGGGUGGAAAAAGUGAAGUUAAGGGAGGUAACAACGAGCAGCAAGGAGAGAGUAAGCAGAGGGAGGUGCCACAGGGGGAGGAAGAUGCUGCAGAAGCGAAAGAAAAAAGGAAUCAUGCAGACACUGAUGUCGACAAUGUUGGUAAGGAUGUUGCUGUUGAUGCUGAUGUUGAUGCUGGUGGUGACGCCGAUGUUGACGCCGAUAUUGAUGCCGAUGUUGAUGCCGAUGCAGACACCGAUGGUGAUGAAGAUAUGGAAGAGGACGAGGAGACGAAAAAAGAAGGGAAGGGACCCAAAGACAAGAAUGAAGUUCCAGCCGGGGAUAGCGUUGAAGAGAAGGCCUCCCAAGUGGGAAAACCUGAGGGGGACGCAGCAAAUAAUGCAGGUAUGCACACUGGUGAAGCUCCCCCAAAGGGAAAGCAUCACGAAGACGAAGAAUUACAUGGAGGAGCAAGUCCACAAGAGGUAGUACACCCCACUGAGGAAGCCUCCCUUGGAAAGAAGAGCACAUUGGAGAAGUUAUCACCAGCACCAGCUGCUGCUGUCCAGUUGGGUCAGGAGCAGGUUCAGCAACAGGGUCAAAAGGAGGGACAAAAGGAGAGCCCAAAGGAGGGCCAAAUGGAGGGCCAAAAGGAAAGCCCAAAGCAAGACCAGAAACAGGGUCAGGAGCAGGGCCCAAAGCAGGACCAGAAACAGGGUCAGGAGCAGGGCCCAAAGCAGGACGAAAGACAAAGCAACGCAGGAGGGAAGAAUUACGAAUCCAAUAUGUUUACACUGGACAAAAAAAUGCACAAAAAUUUGUCGAACAUUGACGUCAUUUUUCAUGGGCUAAAGGACAAGUUGAAUCGCCACAGGGAUUUGAAAAACCAAGAACUGAAGCUGAAGUUCGAAGCCAUGGGGAGGAUCAAGGAGUACAAGUUGUACAAGGACCUGAUACAGAAGUCGGUGGAAAUAGUGACCCUACGACUGAUGAAGAUCAACGAAGACUUAAAAAAGUUAAAGCAAUCAUCGGAUGUAGCUCUGCAAAAAUAUAUUAACGAGAAUGGCUACGGGUUGGCGAAUUUCUCCGACUGGACAAAAUACGACAAAGCGCAAGAAGAGAAUGCAUCCAGCGGAACCAAGCACAGAGGAGAUGAAAAGAAGAGGAAGUUGUUCUGUCCAAUGGACUGCGCCAGAAAAAGCUGCCACAACAGUCCAAAUCACCCAACUCAGUGCUACAAAUUAGAGCAGAGAGGAAGUCAAAUUGAAAAAAUCUGCGAGCCGUUUGUGGAUCUGCACAGGGGCACAUGUCCAAGGGACUUCCACCACUGUGCCAUAGCUGAGCCGGAGAGGAACAAAAAAUAUUCUAUCUUUGCGUCGGGCGAACGCGGACAGACACCUCAGUUCAUCACCAUUCGGGGAUACAAUUUGCACGAAUGUCUACAGCUGCUCGUUGUGAAUAAGGGAUCCACGUGCUCCCCAAGCAGCAUAGAAAAAAACAUUUUGGAGUCCGAAGGCAUACUGCUGGAGCCUGUCUUUACGAAGUUGCUCCAUAACGAGAUCCUCCUGGAGAACAUCAAGAUAAAUACCCCCGGGGAGUACAACAUCUGCUUGGCCCAGUUCUACCAGCAGCCAGACACGCAGGAACUACUCACUGAGAACGCCUCUAACAAGAGCGGCAAGUCGAGCAAGCCUGGCAGGGCGAAUAAGGCGCAGAAGAGCGACAUACAAAUCUUGGGCAUCGAUACUAUAGGCACCCUGUUGGUGCUGCCGCUUCCGUCGAAGAAGUAG